AACAGAGUUAGUUAAUUGGAUAUAUUACUCCCUAAAUGGCUAAUAAUCAACCAAACACACCAGCUUUACUUUUCAUUUGUUUUCUCUGUUUAUGGCUUUCAUGCACAGAUUCUUCAUCUUCAUCUUCUUCUUCAACCCAAAAAGCACAGGAUUUAGACAGGAUAAGGCAUUUGCCAGGGCAACCAAACAGGCCUUUAGUGACACAGUACUCAGGCUACAUCACAGUUAAUGAGUCUCAUGGGAGGGCCCUCUUCUACUGGUUCUUUCAAGCCCAGUCCCAACCUUUGCUCAGGCCUCUCAUUCUUUGGCUAAAUGGAGGGCCAGGUUGCUCAUCAAUGGGAUAUGGAGCAGCCACUGAGGUGGGUCCCCUCAGAGUAGAGAAAGGUGGGGCCGCUCUUCGCUUCAACAACUAUUCUUGGAAUAGAGAAGCCAAUUUGUUGUUCUUGGAGUCUCCCGUCGGAGUUGGAUUCUCAUACACAAACACAUCUUCUGAUUUAGCUGCGAUUGAUGACAACUUUGUAGCUCAAGAUUCUUACAACUUCUUGGCCAAUUGGUUCCAAAGAUUCCCACAGUUCAAGAAUCAUGACUUCUUCAUUGCAGGAGAGAGCUAUGCAGGACACUACGUUCCCCAACUUGCGGAAAUUAUUUUUGAUCGAAACAAAGAUAAGAAGAAAUACUCAUACAUAAAUCUCAAGGGUUUCAUAGUAGGGAACCCAAGUAUGGAUAAUUAUAAUGAUAACAAAGGCUAUUUAGAUUAUGCUUGGAGUCAUGCAGUGAUUUCAGAUGAACUCUAUCAUGAAGCCAAAAGGGCAUGCAACUUUGCAAGUUCUACUUGGUCCAAUGAAUGCAUUGAGGUCAUGACCAAUAUAUCCAAUGCUUAUAAGGAAAUUGAAGACUUAAACCUCUAUGCUCCCAAAUGUCUUAUGAACUAUCCUUCUUCGUCGCCGUCGUCGUCUGCAACCCGUACCCAUCACAUGCAACUAAAUUCGCGUCUUACUAAUAAAAGAAAUAUUGCGGCCCAUGCCAAAGAGGAGAAGUCAAAGCAAAUUCCUGGGAGUUUCGCUACGUGCUACUCGACGUACGUAGACGAAUACUUCAACAAGAUUGAAGUUCAAAAGGCUUUUAGUGUGUUGAAUGAAGUCAAGUGGAAUGCAUGCAACUAUGAGUUGUUAAAUGCAUACAAUUUGAGUAUCAUUUCAGUUUUGCCUGUUUAUGAAAAGCUUAUAAAAGCUGGACUCAAAAUUUGGAUCUACAGUGGGGACUUGGAUGGGAAUGUACCUGUGAUUGGAACGAGAUAUUGCAUAGAUGCUCUUAAACUGUCUCUAAAAUCCCAAUGGCGUGUUUGGUUCCACAAUCAUCAGGUUGGAGGAAGGGUAAUUGAGUACAAUGGGCUGACAUUUGUAACAGUGAGAGGAGCAGGUCAUCUUGUACCUCUCGAUAAACCAAGUGAAGCUCUCGCGAUCAUACAUUCCUUCUUGUAUGGCGAAGAACUCCCAAGGGAGAGAUAAACAUUUUUCUUAGCUCUUUUGUUUAUUUGAAUCAAUUGGAAGAAGCUAAGGAUUCACCUAAAAAGCCAAGUUGGUUGUUACUAGCUAGCAUUAUUCUCUUGAUCAGCAUGUUUGUGAAAGGCUAUAAACUUGGACAAGUUCAUGUUUCAUCUCAACUCCAAGAACUUAUAUGGAGUGGAGUGUAUGUUUGAGAUUUUGGUAGCAUUUUAUAUAUAAUUUUCUUAAUUAUAAUAUGAAUCUUGAGAAAUGUUGGGAUUUUAUCGUGAAUUAUUUUUUAGAGGUAAAAUUAGGUUUAAGGGUGAGUGUUGUUUAUAGUUACAUAAAGCAAUCAAGCAAGU
Messenger RNA from Cuscuta campestris, 1846 nucleotides. NCBI's taxonomy places the organism in Eukaryota, Viridiplantae, Streptophyta, Magnoliopsida, Solanales, Convolvulaceae. The record is from the annotation of a GenBank genome assembly.